This is a messenger RNA of Papilio polytes (common Mormon), 747 nucleotides long. Its product is annotated as glycine-rich cell wall structural protein 1.8-like. The transcript has 2 exons. Bases 1 to 747 code for a protein of 248 amino acids. NCBI's taxonomy places the organism in Eukaryota, Metazoa, Arthropoda, Insecta, Lepidoptera, Papilionidae. The record is from RefSeq and is a predicted model, not a curated record.
AUGGCCGUUAAGAUCGCUGUUAUCCUAUGCCUGUUUGGUCUGGCGCGUGGCGGAAACCUUUCCGGUGGACUAGGUCUGGGUCAACCUGGCUUUGGACAUAGUGCUAAUCUAGGCGUCGGAUACGAUACAAACGUAGGACACGGAUUUGGCCUCGGAUAUGGUUCAACAAAUAACUUGGGACAUGGAAAUGGAUGGCAAGGUUAUGGAUCAGGAUCUUAUGAGUACGGAGGCUAUCGAUCGAGCGCGUCUGCUUUUGCCGGACCGGCCACCUCUAGUGUAUCUAUCAAGAAAUACUCUGGACCCGCUGUUCCCUAUUCUACAGGAUUUGAAGGACACGGAGCGUAUGGCGCGGGUUCACAAGGAUACGGUUAUACUGGUGUUGGUGGUUAUAGCGGUGUUGCAGGUUACGGAAACACUGGUUUGGCUGGACCCGCCACCUCUACUGUAUCUAUCAAGAAAUACUCAGGACCGGCAGUGCCAUAUUCUACAGGAUUUGGAGGGCACGGAGCGUAUGGCGCGGAUUCCCAAGGAUACGGUUAUAAUGGUCUUAGUGGCUACGGGGGUGUUGCAGGUUACGGAAACUCUGGUUUAGCUGGCUCCGCUAUUUCUUCAGUUUCUAUCAAGAAGUACUUAGGGCCUGAUACGCCUUACUCUUCAAGAGUUGGUGGACAGACAGCCUAUGGCGCACAUGGUCAAGGAUACAGCGGGUAUGGAUACGGUGCUGGCAGUUAUGGAAACAAAUGGUAA